This is a messenger RNA of Mesitornis unicolor (brown roatelo), 2151 nucleotides long. RefSeq lists its product as uncharacterized. The transcript is spliced from 9 exons. Gene Ontology annotation, cellular component: chromosome, centromeric region. Bases 1 to 2151 code for a protein of 716 amino acids. Gene Ontology annotation, biological process: CENP-A containing chromatin assembly. NCBI's taxonomy places the organism in Eukaryota, Metazoa, Chordata, Aves, Mesitornithiformes, Mesitornithidae. The record is from RefSeq and is a predicted model, not a curated record. Gene Ontology annotation, molecular function: histone binding.
AUGGCCUUCGACCUGGAGUAUUAUCUGCGGUGGAACAACGCCCGCUUCGUCGCCACCCUCAACGGCAUCUUUGAGCAGUAUAAUCAUCCUUUUGAAGAUGAUUUACUUGUUUCCAUGGAAAACCUCACUUACAAUACAUCUGACGGUGAUGAAAGUGACGCCGAUAUAGUUUCAGUACGAAGGCAACUUGAACAUGUUCACUUCCAGAAUCCAUAUGUAGGUGAUGGAAAAGUCCAAGGGAAAGCAACAGUUCCAGUGGAUGUGAUAGUACAAGACUCUGCUAGAAACAUUCCCAAGUGGAUCACGGUGGCGCCUCAAGUUUCAUCAGAAUGUCUUCAUUUAGCUUUACCAGUGCAAGAACUGAUUGGCAACCAAGCCACUGCUUGCAGAAAGAAAGUAGAGUUGUCAAAUGACUGUUCUUCAUCAAGACCUCUACAGUUACAAUUUGAUGGUGUUCCCUUUUCACCAAAUACAGUAACCGUACUCAGGCAUCAACCUUCUCCAGAACUGAAUAAAUCUUGCUAUGAUAGUAUCUUCGAUGAAUACCAGUCUGCAGAUGAGGAAUGCUCCUGGAGCAAUGUAACCCUUGCAGACUUGUAUCCAAGGAUGGUAAAGGUAUUUACAAGACUCAUGACAAAGCAGUCUCGGAGAACAGCGUUAAAAUACAUAUUUGGGCACUUAAGGCACAAAAGAGGGCAUUCUAAAAGACCAAAGCUCAAUGUCACUGUAGACAAAAUAAGAGGGUUCAGACCUCUUAAACUGAAGCAAGCACCUAGCAUAUGCAGGAGUAGAAGUGAAGAGAUCCAGAAGCAAAUUUUAGGAAAUGAGAACAGAGAACUUUGUGAUGACGAGUGUUCUAUUAAUAAUUCAACUGGUCUGGUACCUUAUUCUUACAUUGAUACAAAUGAAAUCAAAAUGGACUACUCUGACUCAACCUUAGAACAUCAUUUGGUAUCUGGAAAAGGUCAAAAAGUCUCAGAACAGACAGUUUUUCCUAGUGUUACAGCUAGAAUGGGAGAGACAUUUAUAGUUGAAGAUGAGUUACAGACUGCUGUCUCACUGAAGAAUUCAAAAUGCAAAGAUAGUGAAAAAUUGUCUUACAAAUGUUCCUCGGAAUACCAUUUUAUAGCAUCUACUGCCAAUUCAGGGUCAGCAGCACUUUGUCUGGUAAAAGAGAGUCAAAGUCCAAAAAUUAACUUUCCUUGUGGUGGUACCUCAGAGCCGUGUUCAUCUACUUGCAGUUCCUAUGGCAACAGUAACCCUUUUACACCUGUCACAAACUGUCCUCCUGCAAGAGCAUCAAAUACUUUGCACAUAAAUCCUGAAACAAUGAUUUCUGAAAGGGAAAUUUUUUUUCAGCGCAAGCACUCAUUUUCCUCAUUGUCUGUGAAGCAGAGUCCUUCAAAGAUGCACCAGAAAUACGAAGAUGCAUUUGAAAAACUCUACCACAAACUAUGUUCAAAAGAAAUCCAGAGGCCUUUGACAUUGACAAGACCUCUUUCAAAUUUACAGAACCUUGAAGAGGAAGGAAGAUUAGUGAAGAGUAAUUUAAGUAAUUCUGCAAAGUUCGAUACACAUUAUGAUAGAGAAUUUGACAGGAUCUAUGAGCAACUGUGUAGUGAGCCUGUUCCAAAACUUCCUGGGCUUCGGAGAGCUUCAAAUUUAAGGAAGUAUGAAGGAAUACAGAUGUCUGAAACUGUAAAUGCUCUUGUUAACUCGCCUGUUCGAACUUUAUUUGCAGUUCCCAGAGUUAAAAGACCAGGAAAUUUUCAACAUGAUCUUCUUUGUUCACCAGUAAAGAGACUGAAUAAUAUACCAGAAAGUUAUUUUCAUUCAACAAAAUGUCAACAGUUUUCUCAUGGAAAAAGCAUUAAUCUUCAGACAGUUGGCAAGGAUUUUUUGAGCACAUCCAAUGGCAGUAACUCCAGCUUUUUUGACAGUCAAAACUAUCGCAGUCAGGUCUCUAGAUUUCAUGCUGCUUCAGAUAAACAUUUUCUUGGUACUCCUGGUACUUCCCUGCAAGAAUCUGGGAUUUCAGAUGCCCACUCUGCUUGGCCCAGGGCAGUGAAGAAUUAUGGCUAUCCUGGAAAUGCACAGAAGUGUCACCAAAGAAUGAAAAUCAUCAUGGAUGCUUGGAAGAGCCCAAGCUAA